CCGGCUGGGGAGGUGGAGGACGGGGAGAGAAGCCGAAGGAGGAUCCGGGAGCCUGCGGAAACAAAAAGGGUCAGGCCUGGGACUUGGCGAAAAGGGGGAUCGUAUUGAAGAAGGAUUAUCAGCUUUUGACCUCAUUUUUUACUUUUACUUUUAUAUCGUUUUUUUAAUUAUUGAAGUAACUUUAAGUCACUCUUCAUGACAAUGCCGUCCAACUCCGUCACCAGCACUGCCAAUACCACCAUCUUCAAAAGCUCAGAGUACACGUGUGACCCAGCCGGCAACAGAAUGCAGAGCGACAGCAGCAGGCUGGACAAGCAGUUUGUCGCCAUGGAGAGAGAGAGAGAGAGAGAGAGCCCUGCCCACCACAGCAGCCCUGCCUCCGCCAAGGUCGGUCGACCGGGACGCAAGCGGAAACCCUUCCCACCGCGGAUGGAGGGGUCAGGAGUGGUGGGUGGUGUGGUCCGGAGUCACCCUGAGCCACAGAGCCACAUGACCUCUCAGGUGCACAAUGGCGAUCUGGGUCACCAUCACCAUCACCAUGGCGACCGGGCCGCAGCAGCAGCGGCAGCGGUGGCAGGGAUGAAGCUCAAGGAGGAGCCCGACCCGCUGCCGGAGAACGGGCUCUUUGGGAGCAUGGGAGCGGGCAUCGGACCCGGACAUGGCCCAGUCCCGGGCCUGAGUCUGGGCUUGGGUCUGGGCCUUGGCCUGUCUGCCACGGAGAACGGGCUGGUGGGGGUGGGGGUGGGGGCGCCCAGCCGGGACGAGCAGGAGAACCCCGAGAAGGACAAGGAAGAGGGCCUGGGGCUGGGGCCCCCGCACAGGAAACGAGGUCGCAGGAAACUGGAGCGGCCCACUAAAUAUGUGGAGCAGAAGGAGGAGGACGGUGGAGACGGCGGGAAGAGCGAGGGAGCGGGAGCGCGGGGGCGUCUGCGGGGGGGCGUGGGCUGGGAGAUCAGCCUCCGGCAGCGGCCCAUGCCCCGGGUCACCUUCCAGGCCGGGGACCCCUAUUACAUUAGCAAGAGGACCAGGGAGGAGUGGCUCAACAAGUGGAAGAUGGAGGCAGAGAAGAAGGCCAAACUGGUGUCUGUGAUGAGCAGCAUGGAUGCUCAUGGAGACAUGGCAGACGAAGCCCAGGCGGAGGAGGAGCUGCUGCUGGAUGGUCCGCCGUCCCGCCAGAGCCAGUCUCAACCCCGUCCCCAUCCCCAUCCCCAUCCCCAUCCCCAUCCCCAGUCCCAGCAUCAGCCUCAGCAUCAGCCUCAAACUCUUCAACCCCAGCCUCAGAGUAAGCCUCAAACCCAGGCCCACUCGCAGCCUAAUAAGCCCCUAACGCAUCCCAAGCCCCCCAGCCACCCCCGCCACCACCACCACCACCACCAUCACCAUCACCCACAGCCCCAGCCCCAGCCCCAGCCUCAGCAGCCACAGAUACAGCCUCAAAGCCAACCUGAUCCACAGCCUCAGACGCAGCAGCCCAAGCCUCAGUCCCUGUCCCAGUCCCAGCUGCCGCCCCAGAAGCAGCCACAGCAGCAGCAGCCGCCCCAGCAGGGCCAGCCACAGCAGCACAGCCAGCCCCAGCCUCCACAGCUCCAGCAGCAGCAGCCCACCGACCCAGCCUCCCCCACCGUGGCCACCACCCCCGAGCCAGUGCCCAUGGGGGGAGAUGGGGGGGACAAGACCUCGCCCAAAGCUGCAGACAUGGAGCCCGAGUAUGAGGAUGGCCGUGGCUUUGGUAUCGGUGAGCUGGUGUGGGGGAAGCUGCGUGGCUUCUCCUGGUGGCCCGGUCGCAUCGUGUCCUGGUGGAUGACGGGCCGCAGCCGGGCUGCAGAGGGCACGCGUUGGGUCAUGUGGUUCGGCGACGGCAAGUUCUCUGUGGUAUGUGUGGAGAAGUUGUUGCCUUUAAGUUCCUUCUCCAAUGCCUUUCACCAGCCAACCUACAGUAAGCAGCCAAUGUACAAGAAAGCCAUCUACGAGGUGCUACAGGCAGCGAGUCAGCGAGCGGGGAAGGUGUUCAUGGGCUGCCCCCAGAGCGACGACACGGACACGGCCAAGUCUGUGGAGCUCCAGAACAAGCAGAUGAUCGAGUGGGCCAUGACGGGCUUCCAGCCCAGUGGACCCAAAGGCCUGGAGCCACCUGAAGAGGAGCGUAACCCGUAUAAGGAGGUGUACCCCGACAUGUGGGUGGAGCCAGAGGCCGCCUACACACCCCCUCCGGCCAAGAGGCCCCGCAAGAGCACGGCGGCCGCCGAGAAGACCAAAGUCAAGGAAAUCAUCGACGAGAAGACGCGGGAGCGACUGGUGUUUGAAGUACGGCAGAAAACGAGAAACAUAGAAGACAUUUGCAUCUCAUGCGGAACCCUGGACGCCACCAUGGAGCACCCGCUCUUCAGAGGAGGGAUGUGUCAAGGCUGCAAGAACUGCUUCCUGGAGUGUGCGUACCAGUACGAUGACGACGGCUACCAGUCCUACUGCACCAUCUGCUGUGGAGGAAGAGAAGUGCUCAUGUGCGGAAACAACAACUGCUGCAGGUGUUUCUGUGUAGAGUGUGUGGACUUGCUGGUGGGCCCAGGCGCAGCUCAGGCAGCUAUAAAAGAGGACCCUUGGAACUGCUACAUGUGCGGCCGCACGGGCCUGUACGGGCUCCUGGAGCGCCGGAAAGACUGGCCCUGUCGCCUGCAACUCUUCUUCGCAAACAACCAUGACCAGGACUUUGAGCCGCCAAAGUUGUAUCCUCCAGUUAUGGCGGAGAAGAGGAAGCCCAUCCGGGUGCUGUCUUUAUUCGACGGCAUCGCUACAGGGCUGCUGGUGCUGAAAGAGCUGGGUAUCCAGGUGGACCGCUACGUGGCGUCGGAGGUGUGCGAGGACUCCAUCACCGUGGGCCUGGUGCGGCACCAUGGACGCAUCAUGUACGUGGGAGACAUCCGCAACGUCACGCGCAAACACAUCCAUGAGUGGGGCCCGUUUGACCUGGUCAUCGGAGGCAGCCCUUGUAACGACCUGUCCAUCGUAAACCCCGCCAGGAAGGGACUCUUUGAGGGCACAGGUCGGCUGUUCUUCGAGUUCUACCGGCUGCUGCACGAGGCGCGUCCUAAGGAGGGCGACCACCGACCAUUCUUCUGGCUGUUUGAGAAUGUGGUGGCCAUGGGGGUCAGCGACAAGAGGGACAUCUCUCGCUUCCUGGAGUGCAACCCUGUGAUGAUCGACGCCAAGGAGGUGUCCGCGGCCCACCGUGCCCGAUACUUCUGGGGCAACCUGCCUGGCAUGAACAGGUUGGUCAGAGAUGAAGAGCCCCUGUCUGCCAUGGGCUCAGACAGACUGGACCUGCAGGACUGCUUAGAGCAUGGGCGGACAGCUAAGUUUGACAAAGUGAGGACCAUCACCACCAGAUCCAACUCCAUUAAGCAGGGUAAAGACCAGCACUUCCCUGUCUUCAUGAACGACAAGGAGGACAUCCUCUGGUGCACGGAGAUGGAGAGGGUCUUCGGAUUCCCUGUCCACUACACGGAUGUGUCCAACAUGAGCCGACUCGCCAGGCAAAGGCUUCUGGGAAGAUCAUGGAGUGUUCCCGUGAUCCGCCACCUCUUUGCACCACUCAAAGAAUACUUUGCCUGUGUUUAACACCCUUUAAACACAUGCUGCAAUGGCAUAUAGAAAUAUCUAAACAAAAAAAAACAAAAAACACUACAAAAAAAAGCUCAAUCACAAGAAAACUGACGUCUGACGAAUUAACAGGAGCCUUGAAACUGUACUCUUGUGUUAUUUACAAGUCAACCAUCGAAACUUAGAUAUUUCAUGUUUUUUUUUCCUGUUUUAAAAACAAAAUGAUUCUUUUUUUUAUUCUAUUUAAUGUUUUUUGUAUUCAUUUUGACUUUUUAGCAGUGUUAUCCAGUGUUUGAACUGAUCUAUUGUGUGCAAGCUAUACACAAGGCAAAGCUCUCCUCUCCAGGCACUGAGUUAAGUGAGGAGGCUAAAAAGAUGUUUAAAACAAGCCUCAUACAACCGUUGCUAUAGUAACAUGUAACCCACCAACAGCCGCGUGAUCUGAUUUUUUUUAUUAUUAUUUUUUUUACGUUUUUGUUUUUGUUCUGUGUUUUUGAAAGACGCCGAUCACUGCCGCCUCAGUCCUCAGUGUCUGGAGAGCAGUCUUGUCUUCAUGAAUCCAAAACACCAGAUCUCAUAUACCUCUUUGUUUACAGUUUCUAUACACAACUGAAAGUAAUAAAGGUACUACUGUAAUAAGUUGACAAAAAUGGUGCUCCGAAGGCGAGGCGUGACAAAACCCACACAACCCAUGUGCCCCCUUGCAGGGCAGGCCCGCUGGAACACCCUCAUACUGUAUGUGGGUAUAAACAACACAUAGGCUCGGGAACACAAAUGAAUCAUAAGUGUGACCAAUAUGCCAUAUCUUGUUUUGUUUCUUGUUUUUUUUUCUACUACACACAACCUCUUUAACUGUUACGCAAAACUACAAACUGGUGCUUUAAAAAAAAAAAAACCUGAACCUGCAAGCCUUCUGUUGCCAUGGCUACUGGCCUGCGAUUGGCCACAUGGGUUGUGGUGUUUGUUCCCUUGGCCUCUUUCCUUGAGACGAGACGUCUUGAGCGGACGCCCGACUCUCUUUCCCGCGGCGUCCCUCAGACCGACCGUCCUCGUUACUGUACACUUACAGCAGGUGUGGUGGCAGCAGGAGGAGUGUGUGGGUGAGUGUGUGUGUACGUGUGUGUUUGCGUGUCUGGGAGUGUGUGUGUGUGUGUGUGUGUGUGUGUGUGUGUGUGUGUGUGUGUGUGUCUGGGUGUGUGUGUGGGUGUGUGUGUAUGUGUGGUGUGUGUACACCACCACCCCACUGCCUCUCCACAAGCUAAACUCAAGUUCAGGUGCAAAAUUUCAGCAUAUAUGGUGCGGCUUCACGUGGUUCUUCUACCUUUUAUAGCAACUUUUUGUGCUUUAUUACCAACUAUAUUGAGCACUUUUAUACGUAUCCUUCUGUUGUUUCUCUGGUAUUUUUAAGAUUUCUUUUUCUUUUCUUGAUUCAUGUGAAUUUUUUUUGUUUGUUUCUGGUAUUUUUGUUGUUCUAUGAUGUGAAACUCUCGUAGUCUAUUGUAUGAUGUUUCUGGUGGCCAGUAGGGCUGUGCCAGUAGAUGUGAAAGAGUUUGUUUAUUUUCCACCUUUUUAUUUUCAUUUUUUUUAAAGUGUAGAAGCAAAUCUGUUCUCGUGUGCAGGCAAGAGGAUUUAACUCAGAAUGUUCUAGGCCCCUGCACCUGUUCUAGGCCCCUGUACCUGUUCUACCCUGCUAUUGUAGAUCUGGGGUGCAUUUCUCGGAAGAGUAGUUGCUAACUAUGUCAGCUACUUUGUUGGUUGCAAUGCAAUUUCCCAUUGGCAACUACCCAAGUUGCUAACAACUACGCUUUUGAGAAAUGCACCCCUGAGUGGGGGAUUUCAAACCCACCCACCCACACCCUCCCACAGAUCAGCUCAGACAGGCACCUCUGUCCCUUCCCCUUCCCCUCCUCCCAACCCCUCUGGCCAGGUCCAGAUAGUCUUUACUGUCACUUUAACUCCAACAUGGAUUCAAAUGAUUGUAAUCUGGAUUGUAAAUCUCUCUCUCUCUCUCUCUCUCUCUCUCUCUCUCUCUCUCUCUCUCUCUCUCUCUCUCUCUCUCGUUCUCUCUCGCUCUCAUAUUCAAUGAUAACUGAAGGUGCAGGGAAAGAAAGACAGUGUAGAAAUAGACAGUACACCUGCUUUUUAUUAUGCUUGCUUAGGUAGUAUUGAGGAUAAUGCUUUUAAUGAAUAAAUAAGGCAGCAGAGUUCCAAUCAUGUGUGAAGACAAAAGUAGCAGCUGUUAAUGGAACAGAGUCUGAAACCAGAUGAGAGUCCGAACUGUUCUAACAUCAGACAGCUUCUGGACUUCCACAGCACUGAAAAGAGAUGUUUGCGAGGACCGAUAGAGUUAAAUUUUAAUGCAGAUCCCCCCUUUUAUUCUUCAGAAUAAUUCACAAAGCCCAGACAUGGCUCUUGCCAUCUUGGGUUUUUGUACAUUUUGUACAUAACCUCUUCCUGUUGCUGUUUGGGUUUCUUUCGAAAUAGCUUAUGAGAUGUACAAAUAUAAUUCUUUGCUAAUAUAUAUCAAGGAAUUAGGAAUUCUCAGAUUUUAAAAAAAGACCUGAUGAAAUUGUUUGGGUGUUAUUGACAAAAUGUUAAGCAGCAUAAGCUAUGAAGCCUUUUGAUGGGGACAAUAGGGGUGAUUUGAAAAAAAUAUAUAUUUAUGAAUUUAUUUUUGUUUUCCUCAAGCGGGGAGAUAACGAAUUUGUGAAGUGAUGAGAACAGUUGGAACAGUCUCACCUAGACCGCACAGCCCUACGUCGCCUCAACCAGUUUCUCUCUCCUUUAACCCUACGUCUCUGCUGCACUCAAGUCUGUUUCUUUGGCUUUUCCUUUUUCUAUUUUACUAAAAGAGGGAUUGUAGGUGUUUCCUAAGGUGCUAAACAUUUUAUGGAAUUGAGGAAAAAAUAUAUAUUGUUUGGAAGAGAAAAUAAAACCUUGUCUGACUGUUUUUAAGUUCCUUGUAAUCUGGGUAAAGCGCUGUUGCUUAGCUCCCUCCUCUGAUGAUGAGUAUGUUAACAAAGGCAUUUAACUUUGUACUUGAAUGAUAAAUAAUGGAACAGAUUCUUCUAUUGUCUUAGACUAGACAUGGCUGUAGUUGGUGCUUAUCUGUGGGGUGUAAUCAUGAGUUCAUAUUGGGAAGUAACAAAAGAAAAAAUCGGUUUUUGUAAUCAUGUUUACUGUUCACUUAUGUAUCUGCUUAGUGCCCGGUGGCAUUGCUUCGUAAUCUGGCAUUCCAUGCAGCCCCCUCCCCCCAUGUUGGAUUUGAUUUUUAUAUAUAUAACUCUUGUCAUUUGUUAUAUAAAAAAGAACUUUGAUAUUUAUUUGGCUACAACUCUUGGAGAUGACUUGGAUUCUUUAUACUAUAUCUCAGUGUCUCUUUUUGUGAUUAUUUCUUCAUGUAUCAUACCUGUUUCCGGCGUCUCGCUGCCCUCUCGAAUCUCCGCGCAUACAGCAGAUGUAGCAGUCAUUCUCUCCCUUUCUCUGUCUCCUUGCUCUGCGCCUAGAGAGAGAGAGGAGGGAGUCUUUUGUCCCUGUGCUGGAGAACACUUGAAUAAAUGUUUUGUUUUUGUGCAAAAUUCGCUCCUGUAAUUUUUCUUCUCACAGUCAGAUAAAAUGUUGCCCUCUGAGUUUGGUUUGAGUAAUAGCCUACCUUGAAUAAAGAUUCUAAAUGAUCCUAAUUUGCAACUUGUUU
Messenger RNA from Engraulis encrasicolus (European anchovy), 7291 nucleotides. Its product is annotated as DNA (cytosine-5)-methyltransferase 3A-like. Gene Ontology annotation, molecular function: methyltransferase activity. The transcript is spliced from 23 exons. The record is from RefSeq and is a predicted model, not a curated record. Bases 196 to 3615 code for a protein of 1139 amino acids. Gene Ontology annotation, biological process: negative regulation of DNA-templated transcription. Gene Ontology annotation, cellular component: nucleus; cytoplasm. Lineage: Eukaryota; Metazoa; Chordata; Actinopteri; Clupeiformes; Engraulidae.